GUGAACUCGGUUGUACAGACAUUUCCUCUCUAUCUCUAAUUGUUGUGUUCGUCUUUUUUAGAAGUCAUAUACUAUAUUCAAAGUAGCUGGUAUGCUUGGAAAGGAGUUUAUAGUCACAUUAGUUAUAUACUUUUUUUACUUCGUGGAAUCUGCAAACAGACUGAAUGAAUACAUAAGCAACUACGAUGUGGUUCGUUAUGAUCGCGAAGAGCUACACAGACAUCACCUGAGAACGAAACGAGGCGCAGCCGACUACCAGCCUUUUUUACAUCUAGAUUUCCAUGCAUUAGGAAGGCAUUUUCAUGUUAGACUAAGAAGAGAUACAUCCAUAUUUUCUGAGGAUUUUGUACUAGAGAACCAUGAGGGACCCCUAGAAGACUUUGAUACGUCAUUUUUUUAUGUAGGAGAUUUGUGGGGUGUGGAGGGAACCAAGGUGGAUGGGUCCAUACUGAAAGGUGUGUUUGAUGGUAAGAUCUACACACCGAAGGGGAACUAUUAUAUAGAGCGAGCACAGAAGUACCUAGAUGACCCCGUACAUCCAUCCAUCAUCUAUGCAGAGAGAGAUGUAGAUGAUGUAUACAGGCACAAGCGUGAGACGGAGGCACCCGGCUGCGGCCUCACCUCCCAGGUAGAGGAGUGGAUGCAUCAAAUACAGACGUCGGCCACCGACGAGGGCGCCACUGAUGCAGCCGAGGGAAGCGCGCAGGAUGAGUUGGCAGCUAAGCGUGAGUCGCUGAGUAAAGUGAAGACAAACUUUGGGCUUGUAGAGAAUAAGUACAGUGAAGAAGCGCAGAGUGAUGGCUACAGUAACACACACGAGACGCAGGCUGGCACAGGCAGGAGAGUGAAGCGUGAGCGACCUGCCACCAACACCUGCUCACUCUUUAUACAGACGGACACACUGUUCUGGGACUGGGUGGGUAAGCGCGAGAACCACGACAAGGAGCGAACGCGCGAUGAGAUCCUGUCGUUGAUCGGCGGUCACGUGAAGGCUGUUAACCGUGUCUACGAGGAGACUCGCCUAGGCAGCUACACGGGCCUGCGGUUCGUCGUACAACGCACCAAGAUACAGCUGGCGCUAUUGGCUUGCCAUGUGCUGCGCAUUAACCGGGACUCCGCCCACUUGAAAAAAUGUCACCAGGCCUUGUGCAAGUGGUAUCUGAUUGUACGAGGGGCGCGCGCAGAUGCAGUUUUGGUAAUCGUUGCCAGGAUCGUCCGGGGAUCUGCGAACGUUACAAAGAGUACACGGAGACGAUCAAACGGUCGCCGACCGCACGUUCAAGAGCCUAACACGGGCAUCGUGACGUUCGUCAGACUACAACAGCCCGCUGCCGGCGAAGGUCUCACAGUCUCACCGAUCGGCACACGAAUCGGGACGGCAACGUUGGCCUCGCCGCACGACUACCCACUGCACUGCCGUCCUGGUGGACCAGAAGGCAACUACCUAAUGUACGCUAGCGCCACCGGUGGCGACCGCUACAACAAUGACAAGUUCUCGGAGUGUAGCGUCGGCAAUGUGUCUCAAGUGCUGGACGCGGUACUGAAUGAGAAAAACGGCAAGAACAAUUGUUUCUCCUCGGACGAGGGUGCAUUCUGCGGUAACAAUCUGGUGGAGGAAGGGGAAGAGUGUGACUGUGGCUACGAGGACGAGUGUAGGGAGGACUGUUGCUACCCUCGCACCACCCACGGCAAGGUGCAGGAGGGAACGCCCUGCACGCUGAAAGCUCACGCCCGCUGCAGCCCGAGUCAGGGCCCAUGCUGCGGACACAACUGCGAGUACUUGCCGGAGAGCCGUGGAUACGAGUGCCAGAGGGCGUCAGAGUGUCACGACGUCUCAUUCUGCAAUGGAUUGACAGCUCACUGUCCCACACCGGAUCCCAAACAGAACCGAACUGCAUGUAACAAGAACACACAAGUUUGUUGGGGCGGGGAAUGCAGAGGUUCUAUCUGUAACAUUGAGGAUAUGGAGCAGUGUUCACUCACUACUGAUGACAACCACAAGGACCGCUCGAAGCUCUGUCACGUAGCCUGCCAGUUGAAAGAUAAGCCGGAGACAUGCACGAGUAGUUUCGAGAUUUCUCAGCUGAUGAUGCUAAACAACAACACGGGCAUAUCGCUGCAGCCUGGUGCACCCUGCAAUGAGUUCCAGGGUUACUGUGACGUGUUUCUGAAGUGUAGAGAGGUGGAUGCCGAUGGACCGCUAGCAAGGCUGAAGAAUCUCAUAUUUAACCAGGACACCUUUAAUAAGAUAGCAACUUGGAUCACGGAUUUCUGGUGGGCCGUUGUGCUCAUGGUCAUAGGACUCAUCUGCUUCAUGGCUCUGUUCAUCAAGUGCUGUGCAGUGCACACACCCAGCAGCAAUCCUAAACAACCGCCAGCAAAGAAGUUCAGCGAUACACUGUCUCACACGCUGCGCCGGCGCCCACGACAGGUACAUGGUCAGCCGACAGUGCAUGCGUCUGCCCCACCCGUCGAGGUCAGGGGAAGCGCUCCUCCAGGGUCCAGCCGGCAGGGCGGGGGACAGUCGCGCGGCCGCGGUGGUGCCGACAGCGAAGGCAAGAGGAAUGACGGUCGUUCGCGAGGCGGUAACUCGAGAGGAGGAGGAGAAGGCGGCGGUGGCAGGGGCCAGCCGAGCGGCAGCAGCAGCAGUGCCAACGUAGCGAAGCAGACGGCGGGAGGCGGGAGCGAAGCAGUGGAGCUGCCGCCGCCGUACGAGCAGGUCGUCUCUCCGGCGCAGCAGGGGCCGCACCGCGGAUACGGCAAGGGCCGCGGUCCGUUCAUGAAGAGCAACAACAUAGAGAUGAAUCCACGAGUCUAG
Molecule: messenger RNA, 2818 nt
Organism: Priapulus caudatus
Lineage: Eukaryota; Metazoa; Priapulida; Priapulimorpha; Priapulimorphida; Priapulidae
Product: disintegrin and metalloproteinase domain-containing protein 10-like
Exons: 19
Coding region: 92-2818 (908 amino acids)
Biological process (GO): Notch signaling pathway; membrane protein ectodomain proteolysis
Cellular component (GO): plasma membrane
Molecular function (GO): metalloendopeptidase activity
Source: RefSeq, a predicted model, not a curated record